UGACAAGGUACUUUGUGUUCCUCUUAACAUUCUGUCCAACCAGCCAGUGCACUUUAUUGCAAGUCAAUAGUACAACGAGCGCUAAAAGACAACACCGAAAGAUUUUUUUCUGUGUAUGUGUGUUUGUGUGGGUGCGGCCGUGCCGGACUCCGGAUUCUUCUCCAUACUGGAACAAGUGUCAGAAUGAAUCAGUGGAAGAAAAGGGGUACAGUCAUUUUUGUUGUCUUUCUGCUUCUGUUAUUGGCAUCGAUCUGGUUUCAUGCUGUCCUGAAGAAUUCCCAUAGACCCUUUAAUUUCUUUAGGUUUCACGCUGCCUUCCAGUCUGCAAGAACAUCAUUUCUUUUAAGCAGUGAAAAGACAGCCGGUGAUGAUGCAAGUAAUGAAAAGGCAGACUGCCAUAAUAGCUUAAACAAGGACAUGCUUCCAUUUCCAUACCUACCAAGGAUGAUAUAUGAAAAACCUCAGGCAAUGCAACAACGGAGACCUGAUGUCAAUGUUUUGACUCCUUGGCUUGCACCAAUCAUCUGGGAAGGCACCUAUAAUUAUGAAAUCUUAAAUGAAGAGUUUAAACAAGGAAACUAUUCAAUUGGGCUAGUAACAUUUGCUAUAAAGAAGUACACAAGGUUCCUUAAAGAGUUUCUUACAACCGCUGAGCUCUACUUCAUGCUGGGACACUGUGUCCAUUACUACAUAUUUACUGACAGACCACAAGACAUUCCUAAUAUCACUCUCAAAGAAAAUCGAUUUAUUCAUGCUAUAAAUGCAGUGCCUCACAAACGCUGGCAGGAUAUUUUAUUUGAAAGGAUGAGAAAUAUCCAAAUUCUGACAGAAGAAAAAUUCUCAAAAGAGGUGGAUUACCUGGUUUCUACAGAUAUUGAUAUGAAAUUUAAUGACUAUGUAGGCGUUGAAGUUCUGGGAAAUCUGGCUGUUACAAUUCAUCUAGGUUAUUAUGGUUCAGAGCGUAGUGAUUUUCCAUAUGAGCGGAGGCAAGUUUCUGAAGCUUAUAUUCCAAAAGAUGAGGGUGACUUUUAUUACUCAGCAGCGUUCUAUUCUGGAACAGUGAAGGACAUGUAUCUUCUAGCCAAAGCUUGUGCUGAAGGCAUUGAUAAAGAUAAGCAGAAAGGUAUUGAAGCAGUGUGGCAUGAAGAAAGCCAUUUCAACAAAUACCUGUUGUACCAUAAACCCAGCAAAGUGCUUUCACCUGAGUAUACAUGGGACAAUAACUAUGGAACUCCAUCAUUCUUGAAGAAGAAAUGCUUUAUUGCUGUCCCCAAGAACCAUAAUGAAAUCCGAAAUUAAAGAAGAUGCUUUAUUCCAGAUACUAAUAUUAAUGGAUGAAUAAUUGGUGUGUGAAUCUUUAAUAACAAAACUAAUCACCUUGAAACUGAAGCAGUAGUAGUAGAUUUGACUUUAUGGUGACCUUCUUGGUGAUUUAAAAUAUCUUGUGUAAUAAGCUUAUAGUUUCAGUCAUCAAACACAAUUAACUAAAAGAGUCAAAACUUUAUCUAUCUAUCUAUCUAUCUAUCUAUCUAUCUAUCUAUCUAUCUAUAUAUCUCUCUCACUACCACUGACCUGCUACAUUGACUACAUAUGGUUGAAAAUCAUGAAACUGGAAAAAAAAAACAGAAAACAAUGAUUUAUGCAGAGGUCAAGACCUUCUGCACCCCCACAACCCCUGAUAAUCAUAUGUUUCAACUCCAAGAUCACACAACAGUGGUGAAAGAGCAAAAUCCCACUCCCCGCUGAGUAGCAAUUCAUCCAAAGAAAAUGAUGGUAUCCUGAGAUAAACUAGCAUUUUGAAAAAAAAAAAAAGUCUUGUAUACAAAACAUUAAUUGCAUCAAACAUAAAACAAAACAUAUGGGCAGCCAAAAUUACCCCCAAAAUAAAUAAAUUAAAUAGCAGUCAGAAUUUUUCACAUAAUAGUAAACUGUAAAUACACGUUGCCACAUAUUUUAAAGCUUAAAAUGAGAUCUGCCACUGUUUACUACAAUGAAAAUGUGUCUGUCAUACAGAUUUUGAGUAACUGAAUCAUAUGUGCAUUCUAACACAGAAAAUUUCAGUCACAGAGUUAGUCACUCUCUUUGGCAGACAUGGUCUGUGAAGCGGUCAUUGAUUCUGGUAGCCAUCCUCAUUAAGUAUGAAGCAACACUGUAUGUAUCUCCAUAAUCAGAAGAAAAUAAUGUUAUCAUUUCACAUGUCAAAGACAAAGAAAAUCAACUUUUCUGUUAUUGCUCUCUCGUACUAACAAAAAGUAUUUCUUCUGCCUUAAGUUUCCUACUGAUUUGUAGAUGACUGUUUUAACCAAAGCAAGACUGUGAAGUAGUUUGCACCAUGUAUAGUUCAUCUAUGACAUGAAGUACUACUACUACACUGUCAUGUCAGUUUAUACAUAAAAAUGACAUGAUCAUGUAGGGGUGCUUCAUGUCAUAGAUACUCGUUUUAUAUAUGAUUUCCCGGCAGUGUGUUGAAUGCAAAGCUUAUUGACAGUUAUUUAUGCUGUUAUGCGCUAUCAGAUUUAUUCAUUAAGUAUUAGAUGUAGCAAGUCGUGUAACAGAGACUUUGCCUUUCUUGAUGGUGUUUCCCUUGUAGUUGCAGUUGUGUGACCAUAGAGUUAAUAUGAUAAGCUAGGGGAUGUGUGAAUGGAGUUGCAACACUGGGUGGUUGCUGAUGUUGAUUUAUUAUUGAGUUUUCUCAAUUUAUGGUAGUAGUGUGAAUAUUUUCAAUAAUAUGAUGUAAAUGUGGAAGCAUUUUUAGAUGGCUGCUGGUUGCUGUGUCAAGGAAGUGUUUCUGAGCUGAAAUCAUUUGUAUACUAUUUGGAUCCUAAUAGUUUUGGCGUUAAGUUCAGUGGGGACUGUGAUUUAUUUGUAGGUUCAUAGGUAGGUACUAUGCUAUCUGCCAGAAGGCAUUUAUAAGCCUAGCCAGAAUGUGUUGGC
Messenger RNA from Protopterus annectens (West African lungfish), 2934 nucleotides. Its product is annotated as histo-blood group ABO system transferase-like. The transcript has 9 exons. Gene Ontology annotation, molecular function: hexosyltransferase activity. The coding region runs from base 184 to 1299 and encodes 371 amino acids. Gene Ontology annotation, biological process: carbohydrate metabolic process. NCBI's taxonomy places the organism in Eukaryota, Metazoa, Chordata, Ceratodontiformes, Protopteridae. Gene Ontology annotation, cellular component: membrane; Golgi apparatus; vesicle. The record is from RefSeq and is a predicted model, not a curated record.